Messenger RNA from Eleginops maclovinus (Patagonian blennie), 3406 nucleotides. It is a transcript of the gene bmp16, whose product is annotated as bone morphogenetic protein 16. Bases 504 to 1940 code for a protein of 478 amino acids. The transcript is spliced from 3 exons. Gene Ontology annotation, biological process: BMP signaling pathway. Gene Ontology annotation, molecular function: growth factor activity; cytokine activity. The record is from RefSeq and is a predicted model, not a curated record. Lineage: Eukaryota; Metazoa; Chordata; Actinopteri; Perciformes; Eleginopidae. Gene Ontology annotation, cellular component: extracellular region.
CAUAGUAAGGAGGUUUAGGAACUAGAGGGAGUUGUUGCCGGUGAUACAGUACAGUCAGACAGACACAACUCAAUUUCCUCUUGCAGCUUCCAUAGAAAGCGACAUGACCAGUGUGUUUUAAACAACGAGUGCAGGCGACAGAGAAAGGGAGUUCCCUUCUUGCAGAGGUCAGGCAGGCAGGCAGGCAGGCAGAAAGGAAGCCUGUGGAUGUUUUUAAGAGUUUGCUUAUCUGACACUGACAACAGGAUGAGCAGCUGAGCCAGGCAGCAGAGAGGGGAGGAGAACAUGGAGAGAGCAGCAUUACGUUCAGCACAUUCACAUAGGAGACAUAGAAGAGACAGACACUGGUUACCUUGAAAGAGGUGAAAAGAGAGAAGAGGUAAACAGUCCAAUUUGUCAACUCUGUCCAAAGGAGCCGGAGCGAGAGCCGAGGGAUCGUAACACUGGAGCUCAAGGAUAAACCAUGGACUCUGCAUACAUCCCACCAUACCUGGACGUCCACCAUGUUCCCUGCUAACCUCCUGCUCCUCAUGGUAUUGCUGCUACCUCAAGCCUCGUCUGGUCGGCAGGGUGGAGACACCAGCAAGAUCGACCAUGGCCGGGUGUCCACUGUGCCUUCCUCCAGGCAACUCCCACCAGCUGGUGCCCUCCCCUUGGAGCCCAAUCUGGCUCAGACCAUCCAGAACCUCCUCCUGAGCCGACUGGGCCUGCAGUCGCAGCCCGACCCACGGCCUGGAGUUUCGGUGCCCGGGUACCUCCUGGAUCUAUACCGCUUUCACCAGCAGCAGUACCAUCUAGUGGAGGACCCAUCAUUUAGCUUCCCCAGCCAUCACAUCCAGCAGGCUAACACAGUACGCAGCUUUCACCACAAUGAGCCAGUUAUAGACAAUCCCAAAGCAGAGGAUCGUCAGAGGGUGCCCAUUGCCUUCAAUGUUUCCUCCAUCCCUAACGAUGAGAGGUUGCUCUCCGCUGAGCUUCGGCUCCUUCGCAGUGACAGAGCCUCCCUGGGUCCUGGGGCCCACAGACUAAACCUAUACCUCACUGAGCACCAUGAGGACCCUAAGCCCACCCUGCUAGAAACAAGGGUACUUACAAUCGGCCUCCACAGUCAUAGAGCAAGUGGUUUCUGGGAGGCUUUUAGUCUAAGUGCAGAUCUCCUCCAUAGGGCCCUUGCUGGGACCGGCAGUCUGAGCUUCCUCCUUGAGGUCAGACCUGAGAACAUCACCACCUCCCUCCCUGAACAGAGCCUCUCCUCUGCUACAGGAGAGGAGGAGAGAUACAAACAGGGACACUUGAGGGUGUGCAGGUCCGUGGGUCAGGACGAGCACAGCUGGGCCAAGGAGAGACCCCUCUUGGUGACUUACAGUCAUGACGGGCGUGGAGAGCCCUUAGUUAAACAUGGCAGGAGGACCCCCAGUGGAGGCCAGAGGAGAGGGAGAAAAGGGACAAAGGAGAGGGCCAGGAGCAGCAGCAAGGGCCGCAAUAGAGACCAAGCUUCAGGAAGGUCUGAAAAAAUGGGGUACACAAUGCCAGGCUGGGGAGGUGACAAAGGAGGUGGCAUUUGGAGCGAAAAUGGAAGGGUGAAAAGAAAUGGAGGUCGUGCCGCAAAACUGAAACGCCUUUCCCGUAAUAGAUGCCGCCGUCAUCCUCUGUAUGUAGAUUUCAAUGAUGUAGGCUGGCACAAGUGGAUCAUUGCACCCAGUGGCUACGAUGCCUUCUUCUGCCUGGGAGAGUGUCGCUUUCCUCUGGCCGACCACAUGAACUCCUCCAGCCACGCCAUGGUGCAAACGUUGGUAAACUCUGUGAAUGGAGCAGUGCCGCGGGCCUGCUGUGUCCCCACCUCCCUCAGCCCCAUCGCCCUUCUCUACCUGGAUCCUCAAGACCGAGUGGUGUUGAAGAAUUACCAGGACAUGGUGGUGGAGGGCUGCGGCUGCCGGUAGUGGGCUAGAGAACUCAACCAGAGAAAGUAAGAGGUGGAUGGUGAAACAUCGAGGGAAUAGGAGAAAGACAGAAACAUGAAAAGACAUGGAGGAAAGAAGAGACUGUAGAAGCCAGGUUAUUGCAAACAGAGUGGUAGAGACAAGGGUGACUGCGUAAGACGUAUGAGUGAAGAGGAGGGAGAUAAGGCAAUGGAUAAAGCAACUAAAUAUUUAUCAUUAGGAGUAAAAAAAAAAAAAGGGUAAGCUAUGGAAAUAAAAAGGGUCAGACGUAAAACAUUUUUAAAAAGCAGUGAAAGAAAAGUACAUCAUAUGCCACAGAAGAGGAUGAAUGGUUAAACAAAAAGGCAGGAAGCAUUAUGGUCAACACAGAUAAACUGCCAGGAAUGGCUUUUCACUUUUUCCCAUCUUAUGAUGCAACUGUUUACACCAUCAAAUGAGAUGCUAAUUGUUCUCUCACCAAGAGCUUUCACUUUAAAAUCAGAUGCUGUCUAUUAUAUAUCUCAGUGUUUGCCACUCAUCUCACUCCCACACGUGUUUAGCAGCCAAAAUGGUGAACAUUCUAAUCAUGACACGCAGUGCGAGCUCUGGAGCAGUAUCCUGUAACUUCCUCAUGGACGAUCAACAUUAGCAAUACGACGAUGGCACUAGCAUGACAUCUAAACUUUGUGUGACAGUGUUGUUUCUGCAGUAUUUAAACCAAGAAGUAGGGUGCUUCUGUUUUUAUGAACAUUGAUAAAAAUAAAAGACGGUCCGGUCCCAUUACCAGCACCCUUUCAUCACAAGCUAUUUAAACCACAACAAUAAUGCUAUUGUUUGAAUGUACUACUAUCACUAUUAUUUAAAAAUACUUUUUUUUGUACAUUUCUUUUGCAGACAUCAAGAAAAUCCAAGUGAUUGUUGUCUUGUGACUAUAUAUAAUUUUACUGAAUGGCCAUUCUAACUUAAAAGACACGUUAUGUAUUUAAAUAUCAGCAAUAUGUUGUAUUUAAUCUUGAAAAUAUUUAAGAUACCUGCACUCAACAGAGCAUACAGCAGAGAGAAAGCCUGCCGUCCACAUGAAGUAAGUUAUGGUAGCUUUACAUCCGUACAAAUAAUAAAUGUAUUGAAUCCACUUCCAACCUUAUCAUUGCACACAUGUUGGUGUCCUACACAUGAUAGCAGACAUAGGUAGUGCUGCCUUUAAAAGCUCAACUAACAAGUCAAUUGAAAGCUCUGUGUAUUGUAGCUACUGAAGUGUGUAACAACAGGUGUAUUUGCUAGUUGUGUCUGCAUGUGUCAUGAAAAAAUAGGACUGACAUUAAAACUGGGACUUUAGUGCCUUUCAAACAGGGGCUGUAAAAGUGUUCUUUGCUGAGCUUAGUAAUUGUUUUUCAGUGUUGCAUUUUUCUCUCUAAAUGGAAACAUUUAAGCAGCAGCUUGUAAAAUGUUUGACAAUAUACCUCUAAUAAACAAAGCAAACAGCACAA